AUUUAGUUCUCAAAGGAGAUGGUGAUUAGAUUAAGAGACGGACCUCACGGAUACACCCAAGGGGUACGUACCUCCUUGUGCUUCCAAAUUUUCUACUCCACAUAUACAGCACACACGUACUGAUCCUGACGUUUAUACAAAACCUACCCAUCUUGCAUCAAUUGAUUGAUGAUGAGCAGACAGAUCUAGAUGCCAUCCUAACCCAUUCUUCAUCACCACAACCCCUUCCUCGCUCUAUAUAUGAACACAAGCUCCGGCCAUACAGUGUGGCGGUCUCUAAGUAGAUCAUCUUCGCUGUGACAGAGGACACAAAACCUGGAGGGUAGAGGGUGGUCGGGUUGGUGUUUCGAUUGUUCUCUUUCUUUUCUGGCCAUGGCAUGCAUUAAUCACCGAAGCCUCCGCGGAGUGCCGCCGGCUCCGCCGAUGAGCCCUCGCAUGUCGUUCUCGAGCGACUUUAACAUGGAGCCGCCACCGGCACGCACCCCCGGUCCUCCGCCCGACCCUGACUUUGAGUUCUCGGUCGGCAGCCGCCCGAUGAUCGCCGCCGACCAACUCUUCUUCAAGGGCCGGCUUCUUCCUCUUAAGGACGGCCACCAAGGCGGCGGUCAUCAUAGGAUCACGACCCUCCGCGAUGAGCUCCGCGCUAACGACGACGAGGAGCGGCCGCCCAAAGGAUCCGUCAGGUGGAAGGGACUUCUUGGGCUGAGAAGGCCGGCGCCGAAGAAGGGCGAUAAGAAAGAAGACGAGUUUCUCGGAGCUAUGAAUCUAAUCUCCGGUCAGGGAGGAGAUACAGUAAAUACAGUGGCCUCUUCUUCAUCUAAUUAGUUCCGUGAUGUUGUUGUUCACUCGUGUGAAAAGUUUGCCUGUAUUACUGCGUUCGUAGGGAGGAGUUUGAAGAAACUUCGAGUUGUUUUCGUGGGAUUGGUUACUGACAUUAACUCUCUGGAAAGAAA
Molecule: messenger RNA, 953 nt
Organism: Musa acuminata subsp. malaccensis (wild Malaysian banana)
Lineage: Eukaryota; Viridiplantae; Streptophyta; Magnoliopsida; Zingiberales; Musaceae
Source: RefSeq, a predicted model, not a curated record